AUCUUCAACGUAUUGACGUUACCCUUCCGCUCAACUGUCAGAGUGACGUUCACUUCACGCAAGUCUGUGGCGACGUGGAAAUAUGGUGGAAGGGGACUAGAGUAAAGUCGGAGUUUUUCUCGAAUUCUUCAUUUAGUAAACAUUUGUUUAUCAUUGACCUUUACAGCUAUAGCAACUGUUCAACCUAAGCAGAAGACUGUCAAGACCCUGGGAGAAGAACGCGAGAUAGGUGCCACGAGAGCUUACAGUGCCCAGUGUGGUAGUGGGAGAUGAGGCAGUGAGAAAGAGAGCCUCUCCUCAGAACCCGUGUACCCAGGAGAUGGGAGCCAACACCAGCCAGGUCAGUGACCUGUGUGAGAACCAGAGCCUCAGGACCCUGAUCGGAACAGAGUCCAUCUCAGAGAAUGAUCCCUUCUGGAACCAGCUCAUCUCUUUCACCUUCAUCAGUCCCACUAGCAGUGGGGACUCCAAGCUGUUGGAAGAGGCUGUCAUUCCCCUCGCCAAGAUCCUGAUUGAGAACAAUCCCAGAACAGGGAAUUUUGGAGCCCUGGUGAGAAUAUUCCUGGGAAGAACCAAAGAGCUGAAAAUAUCCACAGAAUGCCAAGAUCAGCUGUUUAUCUGGCAGGCCCACAAUGCCCUGUUUAUGAUCCGCUGCCUGCUCAAAGUCUUCAUCAGUGAGAUGACAGAAGAGGAGCUGCACCAACAGUUCUCCUACCAGGAGAGGGCGCCAGGCUCCUGCGACACGGGGAGAGAGGACUUGCUGGAGGAGCUGAUGUGUAACCUGGUACACCUGGUCGUGGAGGUGCCCCUGCUGGACAUCACGUACAGUAUCCUGUUUGAGGCUGUGACCACCAUGUUGGUGUUACUGUCCUACCAGCUCUUCCACAAGGAGAUACUGAGAGACGGACUCAUUUACCAGUACCUGAUGAAGGAACGAUGUGUGUCCCUGACCAGUCGGUUAGUGAAGACCCUGCUGUAUAACUUCAUCAGACAGGAGAAGUGUCCUCCCCCAGCCACACACAUCUUUGAUCAGCAGUCGGACGGUGGAGGCCUGCUCUACGGCCUCGCCUCAGGGGUAGCAAGUGGGUUGUGGAGUGUGUUCACACUGGGAGGAGCCAGCAGUAAACCAGGAUUGGAGCAGGAACAGAACCCGCUUCCCUUAUCCAAUCAGAGCCUGUUAUUACUCCUGGUGCUAGCCAAUCUGACAGAUGGACCAAACGACUGCCCCAACCCCUACAGACAGGCUGUCACCUGCUUCAAAAACACACAAGACACGGCGUCCAUCCCGACAGAGCAGCACCAUACGUUCCAGAUUAACUUCAACAGCCUGUACACAGCUCUGUGUGAGCAACAGAGGUCUGACCAGGCUACGCUGUUACUCUAUACGCUGCUGCAUCAGAACACCAAUAUGAGGAACUACAUGCUGUCACGCACAGACAUGGAGAACCUGGUGGUGCCCAUCCUAGAGAUCCUGUACCAUGUGGAAGACAGGAACUCUCAUCACGUCUACAUGGCCCUCAUCAUCCUCCUCAUCCUCACUGAGGACGACACCUUCAACAGAUCCAUACACGAGGUGGUAUUGAAGAACAUAACGUGGUAUUCAGAACGUCAGUUAACAGAGAUCUCUCUGGGUAGUCUACUCAUCCUGGUGGUCAUACGCACCAUCCAGUACAACAUGACACGGACCAGGGAUAAGUACCUGCACACCAACUGCCUGGCAGCCCUGGCCAAUAUGUCAGCCCAGUUCCGCUGCUUACACCAAUACGCUGCCCAGCGCAUCAUUAGUCUAUUUGCACUGCUGUCCAAGAAGCACAACAAGGUCUUGGAACAGGCUACCCAGUCUCUGAGAGGUCCCCGGGGGGCAGACGACAGCUCUGUGCUGCCUGACUACGCCCAGGACCUGAAUGUGAUCGAGGAGGUGAUUAGGAUGAUGCUGGAGAUCAUCAACUCGUGUCUGUCGAACUCUCUACACCACAACCCCAACCUGGUCUACGCCCUGCUCUACAAGAGAGAGCUCUUCGAACAGUUCAGAACACACCCCUCCUUCCAGGACAUCAUGCAGAACCUCGACACGGUGAUAGGUUUCUUCAGCCAGCGUCUGGAAGCAGCAGGGACUGACCUGUCAGUAGAAAGGGUUCAGGAAGUUAUCAUGAAGGGAGCACAGGCCCUUCCCAACGACCGCCUCAAGAAGUUCCCGGAGCUGAAGUUCAAGUAUGUAGAGGAGGAUCAACCUGAAGACUUCUUCAUCCCGUACGUGUGGUCCCUGGUCUUUAACUCUGGAGUCGGUCUUCACUGGAGCACUACAAACAUACAACUCUUCAGCAUGGACUCUGCCUGAGGGGAGGUUCACGCUGA
Messenger RNA from Oncorhynchus keta (chum salmon), 2355 nucleotides. RefSeq names its product dymeclin (gene dym). Gene Ontology annotation, biological process: Golgi organization. The record is from RefSeq and is a predicted model, not a curated record. Bases 320 to 2338 code for a protein of 672 amino acids. The transcript is spliced from 17 exons. NCBI's taxonomy places the organism in Eukaryota, Metazoa, Chordata, Actinopteri, Salmoniformes, Salmonidae. Gene Ontology annotation, cellular component: Golgi apparatus.